Messenger RNA from Aquila chrysaetos chrysaetos, 1159 nucleotides. It is a transcript of the gene NMRK2, whose product is annotated as nicotinamide riboside kinase 2. The transcript is spliced from 8 exons. Gene Ontology annotation, cellular component: cytoplasm. The record is from RefSeq and is a predicted model, not a curated record. NCBI's taxonomy places the organism in Eukaryota, Metazoa, Chordata, Aves, Accipitriformes, Accipitridae. Bases 166 to 768 code for a protein of 200 amino acids.
CGCCUUUUCCUUCAAUGAAAGAGUAAGGCAAGGCAGGGUUGAGUGAGGGGGGGAGAAAUAAAAGGAAGAGGAUCAGCUGUAGGGUUUUUUCUGCUGAAAGUAAUUUCAGCGCUUCUAAAUUUGUUUUUUCUCACUGCGUUCCUGCUAAGGAGCAACUCUACAAAGAUGAAAUACAUCAUAGGCAUCGGAGGUGUCACCAACGGUGGUAAAACCACCUUGACCAACAGAAUCAUCAAGGCGCUCCCCAACUGCUGCGUGGUCCAUCAGGAUGAUUUCUUCAAGCCACAAGAUCAAAUAGAAGUCGGGGAAGACGGCUUUAAACAAUGGGAUGUGUUGGACUCCUUGGAUAUGGAGGCAAUGGUGAGCACUGUGCGUGCAUGGAUUGAGAACCCAGUGAAGUUUGCCCGUUCCCACGGGGUGAAUGUUACGCCUGGCUCUAAAGAGCCAGCCUCCAAAGAUAUCCAUAUAUUGGUCAUUGAAGGCUUCCUGCUUUAUAAUUACAAACCACUGAUAGACCUAUUUGACAUACGCUACUACCUGGCAGUUCCAUACGAUGAAUGCAAAAGGAGGAGAAGUACACGUAACUACACUGUUCCUGACCCACCGGGUCUCUUUGACGGACACGUCUGGCCCAUGUACUUAAAACACAGGAAAGAAAUGGAGGACUGUGGUGUUGAUGUUGUUUAUUUAGAUGGACUGAAGUCUAGAGAUGAACUUUACAAUCAAGUCUUUGAAGAUAUUCACAACAAGCUUUUAAAUUGCUUAUAGGGUCUCAGAAGACCUGAAAGACCCGUGUACAGAAUGAUGUAAAUAGUACUUAUUAGUUGGAAUGAGGGGUUUAUUUAUGUAAACUCUUCUUAUACUGUCCUUUGGAAAGUAUCUUUUGUAUAUAAUUGAAAAAUGAAGAUAACUUAUUCACAACUGUGAUGGACAGGAUUGUUCUGUUUUGUGGUUUGUUUUUUUUAUUUUAUUUUCUUAUUUUGUAUUCCACUGGCUUAAACAUAAGUUGAAAACACAUUUUUAUAAUGGAACAAGUGGAGCUGUGUUAGUAGAACAACUGACUCUUCUGCUUAUGUGCUUCUGCAGAUAUUAAGUCUUUAUGUAAUGGCUUGUUUGUAAUGUCAUCUCUAAAAUUCAGUAAAAAUCAACUUUAAAUCUC